Phodopus roborovskii (desert hamster) is the source of this 2869-nucleotide messenger RNA. RefSeq names its product centrosomal protein 97 (gene Cep97). The record is from RefSeq and is a predicted model, not a curated record. Lineage: Eukaryota; Metazoa; Chordata; Mammalia; Rodentia; Cricetidae. Gene Ontology annotation, molecular function: protein binding.
ACGGUUGCCUGGUGUCAUUAGCAAGAGGCAAGCAUGGCGGUAGCGCGAGCCGACGGGGCUCUGGCUCCGGGAGAAGGAUCAGUGGUGAACUGGUCAGGGCAGGGACUACAGAAAUUAGGGCCCAACAUGCCCUUUGACCCUAAUGUCCACACAUUGAUUCUGGAUAAAAAUCAGAUUAUUAAACUGGAAAAUCUAGAGAAAUGCAAACAGUUAAUACAGUUGUCAGUAGCUAAUAAUCGGCUGGUUCGGAUGAUGGGCGUGGCCAAACUGACUCAACUUCGGGUAUUAAAUUUACCUCAUAAUAGUAUUGGCUGCAUGGAAGGGCUGAAGGACCUAGUCCAUUUGGAAUGGCUGAAUUUAGCAGGAAAUAAUCUGAAGACCAUGGAGCAAAUCAACAGCUGCACAGCUCUACAGCACCUUGACCUGUCAGACAAUAACAUAUCCCAGAUAGGUGAUCUGUCAAAGCUGAUGUCUUUGAAGACCCUGCUUUUACAUGGGAACAUCAUCACCUCUCUUAGAAUGGCACCUGCGUAUCUACCCAGAAGUCUUUCUAUAUUGUCUCUGGCAGAAAAUGAAAUCCGAGACUUAAAUGAGAUCUCGUUUUUGGCCUCUUUAAGUGAAUUGGAGCAGUUGUCAAUCAUGAACAAUCCUUGUGUGAUGGCAACACCGUCCAUUCCAGGGUUUGACUAUCGGCCGUACAUCGUCAGCUGGUGCUUAAAUCUCAGAGUACUAGAUGGAUACGUGAUUUCUCAGAAGGAAAGUUUGAAAGCUGAAUGGCUCUACAGUCAAGGCAAGGGGCGGGCAUAUCGGCCUGGCCAGCACAUCCAGCUUGCGCAGUACCUGGCUACUGUCUGUUCUCUUACUUCUGCACUGGGUCUUCAAACUGCAGAGGAUGCCAAACUAGAGAAGAUUCUGAGUAAACAGAGGUUUCACCAGAGGCAGUUGAUGAACCAAAGCCAAAGUGAAGAGUUGUCUCCUCUUGCUCCUGUUGAAACAAGGGUACCCCUUACACCUGAGCGCUCCAGCCCUGUUCAAGACUUCCAGGAAAGCGAACCUGUUCUCCAAAUCAAUUCUUGGGUUGGGAUAAGCAGUAAUGAUGAUCAGUUAUAUGCUGUGAAGAAUAACUUCCCAGCGUCGGCACACCCUACAAGAUAUGCUCGGAAUGACCUUCACCUGGAAGACAUACAGACAGAUGAGGACAAACUAAACUGUAGUCUGCUCUCUUCAGAGUCCACUUUUAUGCCGGUUGCAUCAGGGCUGUCUCCAGUGUCACCCACUGUUGAGCUGAGGCUGCAGGGCAUCAACUUGGGUCUAGAAGAUGAUGAUGAUUUUGCAGAUGAAUCCAUGAAAAGGCUGGAAAACCAGGACAAGGAAAAGCCUUUAUGGGAUACAAAUGAGAGUUCUGUUCAAAUGCUGAAAAGUAAGAUGAGUAAGGAAGUAGAUGAGAAUUCUGGGCUGUUGAAGGAGGAUAAGCAUGGUCUUACAUCUUUCCCGGAGGCAGUUGAACAUAGUGUGUCCCGCAUAGACCCAAACGGUGAAGAAACCAUGUCUCCUACCACUUCAGAGAAAUCUCCCUGCAGGGUUUUUACCCAGAGAUCUGCUGCUUUGGGACAAGAUAAAGUCACUCUUCAGAAACGGAAUGCAGCUGCCACUAAGCUUCAGGCCUGUUGGCGGGGCUUUUAUACCAGGAACUACAAUCCACAAGCCAAAGGGGUACGCUAUGAAAUCCGGCUGCGUAGAAUGCAGGAGCACAUUGUCUGCCUGACAGAUGAAGUAAGGAGAUUAAGAAAAGAAAGAGAUGAAGAACGUGUAAAAACUUUUGUACAAGAAGAGGCUGUCAGAUUCCUUUGGAAUGAGGUAAGAUCUCUACAAGCUUGGCAGCAGACAGUGGAGCAGCGUCUGAUUUCCUGGCAUACUGAUGUGCCUCCUAUAUCAAGUACUCUGGUGUCACCUAAACCUCCAUUAUUCCCACAACGUCAAGGCCCCUCUUCUGAUCAGAGUUCUGAUUGGUUCAUUGCUGAGGAUGAAGCUCCUCAAGAGAAAUCUCUUCCGGAAUUUCCAGACUCUGGUUUUCAUUCCUCCCUAACAGAUCAAGUUCGAUGUUUGAAGGAUUCUUUGGAUUUUGAAAGUUCCAUAGAAAGCAGCGAAAGCUCCAUGUUGGGGAAUUCCAUGGACACAGUGAAACACGGCAGAGACCCCAGCUCAGAGGCCAUGAUUGAGGAGCAUGGUUGCUGUAGUAAGGAAAGCUCCAACAGUGAGCAGGAUAACACGCUGCUCGAACAGUAUUUAACUUCAGUCCAGCAGCUAGAUGACGCCGAACAGAGGACAGACUCUGACGAGGUGGCAGGAGACAGUAUGUGCCAGGUAGCCUGUUCUCAGGACCAUGUGGCAGGAGACAGUAUCUUAGAUGCCUCAUCUCAUAGUGAGGCUCACAGAGUAUCUCCCAUUUUACAGGAUGGGAUUAGCCAGACACCAGAGAAAUGUGAGUUAAGUGCAGACGUUCAAGGGCAGUCCCCGGAAUGUGAUGCUACAUUUCAGGUGUUGCAUGUGGGUGUCAUUGUGUAGCAGUGACAGAAACUCACUUGGAUUUCUUAAUGUUUUCAGUUGUUUCUUUUCUUUUGCAAAGGAGCAAUCCUUCCCCCAUUUUGUUAUUGUUUAUAUGAAACUUGUAUUCUUGCCCCCAUAUUUUUCAGAUUUGAGAUAUUGAGCUAAGUCUUCGUUUUGAUUGUACUAAUGUACUAAAAAUAUUGAUAUUAAAAGGCAUAUGCACUUUAUUUCUUAAUAAUGACACCAACAAUGUUUCUUUUACAUAUUUCCUUUCAAAAACAGUUUCUUGAAGUAGUUUUGGCAAUUUUAACAGGAGAAGUUG